Messenger RNA from Chiloscyllium plagiosum (whitespotted bambooshark), 3927 nucleotides. Its product is annotated as dual specificity protein phosphatase 10-like. Lineage: Eukaryota; Metazoa; Chordata; Chondrichthyes; Orectolobiformes; Hemiscylliidae. Gene Ontology annotation, biological process: negative regulation of JUN kinase activity; peptidyl-tyrosine dephosphorylation. The record is from RefSeq and is a predicted model, not a curated record. Gene Ontology annotation, molecular function: MAP kinase tyrosine/serine/threonine phosphatase activity; MAP kinase tyrosine phosphatase activity; protein tyrosine/threonine phosphatase activity. Gene Ontology annotation, cellular component: cytoplasm; cytosol.
AUGCCCGCCGGCGCCCGGACUUUCGCCUCUGAGGAGAAAGCCGGAACCCCACUCUCCCUCUCACUAUCUGAACCCGGCAAGAUGGCCGCCUCGGCAAUCUUCGGCGGAUUCCGCCGUCUCCUCCUCCUCCCCACGAUCCUUACGGCCCUUCCCAUCCGAACAGCCCCUCGGCCACCAACGAACCCUCUCGGCAAUUUCCGCCAUACACCUCCGUCCCUCCCAGGGAGGGGAUGCUGGCUGCAGAUCCUUGCCCGUGCCGUCCCCCUCGCCCGGGCAGCCCCAUCCCCAGUUCCUCCCGCUACCUCUGUCUCUGUUUUUGCACAAGAGGCCGCCCGGGUACAUUCCAGGGGGAUUUGCAAUGAGCUGCCGCCUCAGAGGAGCGGGGGCUGGGAAUGUUGCUGUGAGUCAGUCACUGCUGCAAUGAGCCGGGGAUUGCUGUGUGUCUGCAUCAGUCAGUCUUCAUUGUGCAUUCAUCCUGCCGCCUGGCUCUGCUCCCCCACCCCCAGCCCCCCGCAACCCUUACUCCUCCUCCCUCCCUCCCUCUGUCUCUCUCUCUCUCUGCAAUCUCCAAUGCCUCCUUCUCUCUUUGAUGAACGGCUGGUGGUUCAGGUACUGCAAAGGCCCCGGACACUAGCACUGCAUCUCAACAAGACAGCACGUGUGGGGAGGACCCAUCUGUCCCCCAGCCUGGACAGCCCUGAGAUUACAGACCAGGUUCUGGGGCUGGAGAAGGCACAGGCACAGGCUGAGAGCAGCAGGCAGUUCAGCCCAAAGUCAGUGGAUAGCCCGCCACUGGAUAUUAGGGUCUCCGUAGGCCUGCCCCCACAAGACGUGGACAGCUUGCAGCUCUCCUUCAGGUCCCUGAGGAAGGCUUCCUUGGUUGGUCAGCAGCCCGGCCUCAGGGAGAGGGACAGUCCUUUGGAGGAGAGGCACGGGGCAUCCCAAGCGCGUGGGGGUGCCUGCCUGCCUAGCCCCAUGCCGUCCUGCCUCAGUGCCAUGAAGCCUCUGAGGGGCAGCUGCUGGGGCUGCUGGAAGUUGGUGAGCCGUGAUGAGCCGGUCUCCAGCUCCUGCCUGUCAUGCAGAGCUGGCCUCAGGACCCUGGGCUGUGGGCCGGCUCUCCGGAGAGUGGGCUGCUUGCCAAGCCUGCGGGCCAUCAGCUGCCUCACCUGCGACCCCUCCCUAAGGUCUGUCAGCUCCUCUUGCAGUUUCUGCAGCAGUGACCCCAUAGUGACCUUCAACCCCCGGGGCUCCAAGGCCAGCAAGGUGGAGGAGGCAGAUGACAAGAAGGAGGAGGAUGACUACAAUGCCCACACCAUCUGGCCAGAGGAGCUGGCCAAGAAGAUGGGCAGCACCAAAGUCCAGCAGCAAUCAGCUGUUAUCCUGGACUGUCGCAAUCUGGUGGAAUUCACGAAGAGCCAACUGCAGGGUGCCAUGAGGAUCGGCUGGUCAGAGGGCCCAGGGAGGGGUGUGCCCGACCAUGGGGGGCUGACCGUUUUUGAUCUCCUCUCCAAGAACCAAGAGGCCAAGCCGCCGUGUGGAACAGCCUGGCACCAGCAGGCCAGCAGCUCCAAGCCAAGAGUCCGGAAUCCCAGCAGAACCCUCACUCCACAGUCUCUCCACUUGAUCCUGGAUUCAAUCCACAGGGAGGACCGGGACGGGCGAGAACCUGGGUAUGAGAAGGAGGUUACAGCGCCCAGCUCUGCAUCAAUGAGGCCACGGGAUGAAGGGAAGGAGGUGUUCGAAAGGUCAUAUGGAGAAUGUGAAGGCACACUCCCCUUGACCCCUGACAUUGAAAAUGCCGAGCUGAGCCCCAUCCUGCCGUUCCUGUACCUAGGGAAUGAGCGUGAUGCCCAGGACCUGGUCAGGCUGCGCCAGUUAAAUGUGGGAUAUGUCAUCAAUGUCACCACCCAUCUUCCCCUGUACCAUGCACAGACUGGCAGUGUACACUACAAGAGGCUGCCAGCAACUGACAACAGCAAACAGAACCUCCGCCAGUACUUCGAGGAGGCUUUCGAAUUCAUCGAGGAAGCCCACCAAUGUGGCAAGGGGGUUCUAAUCCACUGCCAGGCAGGAGUCUCCCGUUCUGCCACUCUGGUCAUUGCCUACCUGAUGAAGCACACGCUGAUGACCAUGACAGAUGCCUACAAAUAUGUAAAGGGCAAACGACCCAUCAUCUCUCCCAACCUCAACUUCAUGGGGCAACUGCUGGAGUUUGAAAUGGACCUGAACAAGGGUCUCACGCCCCGGAUUCUCACGCCAAAACUUAGUGGACUCGAGACCGAGGUGUAGGUAUCCCCCACAACAUCCCCACCGUAGACCCCAACAAAUUCCGGGGCUGAGCAAUGAAUCUUAACUGGAGGCAAAACUGUCUCUCCCUCACUCUCUCUCCAACAUGGAUAACCAACCACCUCCCAUUUCAAAGGAAACUCCUUCUCCGUCUCCUGUUCCAGCCGCGACACUGCGAUCAGAAUCUGAGAAUUAAUCAUCUGAGCUCCAGCUGGUCAAGGGAGAACUCCUGGCUGGAUUUGAUUAAUUGGGAGCUGGUUGAGUGAAAGAGUCAUUUUAUUUCAUAUGGGGUUCCUUUGGACUUGACUGUGGGAUGGGGUUUGGUUGGAGUUAUGGGUGGGAAGGUGAGGGUUUGGAAUGGGAUCUUUCUAUUGAGACAAUUACUGUGAAACUGAUCAAACUGAUCCAAUGUCUUCCCCAGAGGUGCGCCUGUAUGUGUGGACAUUGCCUGCUGGAUAGGAUACAGUGGCAUUGCAACCAGAUGUCUGUAACCUGCACUGCCUUCCUUUGUCUUCCCCAGGGUGAUGUGCCACUGGUGCCCCUACUCAUCCCUGAAGUUACUCCCUCGACCGCUGCCCUGGUGCUAGGCUCUCUCCAAAUAAUAUUUUUCUGAAGCUCCAAUACACAUGCCCUAACAAGACCCCCAUAUCAGCAAGCAGUAAACCUCACUGUGGACUAAUGUGACUUGGACCCCUAUCAGUGUGGGAGUGGGACCCUCACAAUUGGGGAAUUGGACCCUGACACUGGGGGAGUGGGAUCAUGAUCAGUGGUGGAUCUGGGACCUUGACAAUGGGGAAACUGAGACCCUGACAAUGGGGGAGAGGGGCCCUCACUAGUGGGGAAGUGGGACCCUGACAACGGGGAGAGAGGGACCCUUACCAUUGGUGGAACUGAGACCCUGACAAUGGGGGAAUGGAAAUGUGACCACUGGGGGAGUGGGUCUGUCACCAGUGGUGCACUGGGACCCUCACCAGUGAGGAAUUGGAAGCCUCCCAUGCUCAGGACAAUGUAGUGGAGGGUGAGUUGUGGGGGGGGGAAUCAAAUUGCCACAGCCAGUAGUCCUGAGCAUCUCUGCCCUCAGCUUCUGUCUGAUGUUCUCUGUCACCCCACAUCACUAUGCAGUGAUUCAGGACUGAGACAUAGCAGGGGUUUGGCCUUAUAUGUUGUGUAUAUUGCAGUAACAGUAAUAUCCUCGUGAGAUUCUGUUCAUUUCUUUUUCACACUGAGCUUCCUGUGAACAGACAGAUUACCUGGCUCUCACUCCAUCCUCAGACCCAGGGCUGUCUGUCAGCACAAACAGCACCUCAACCAUUACCAUUGGGUACAAGGAAUCAUUGCAGACAUCUCCGGAUGAUUCCUGUUCCAGGAGACAUAGUAAAAACAGACAAGCUGUUGAAGCAUUUUAUCUUGCAAUCAUCAGGACACAAUUGCAAGAAUGCCAAAUGUCAACCGGAACAAUGAUUUAUACUGUAUGAAAUGUAGGAAACUGAUUGGUUGGCAAGUGGAUUCUCUUUAGUUGAAAUUUCUACAGUACAUUUCAUUUUCAGCCAAUACACAGAUUCUAUCAAGAUCAAGGGUCUGUUUCUCCUGGGAGUGCGUGAUGGGGGACAGUGUAGAGGGAGCUUCACUCUGUAUCCAACC